GUUGUCAUGACUUGUUUAUUACAGUAAGCUUCUGUUUUGGAACUAAACACCAGGAGGAAAAAAGGGGGCUUGGAAAAGGAAGCGUGGGCGUGUCUUCGUGUGAAACGUACACGGAAGCAGCCAGCACACGCAAAAAUAGAAAUGAGCUGGCUCUGGAGCAGAUAGAAUCAUAAGUGUGUCGAUCAAUGGACGUGAUGGAGGACGUGCGGACGAAAACGGUCCACGAAGGCAAUGGAGCGCGCGCCGAGGACGAGGACUGUUUUGAGGAUGCCUACGACCGCAUUCCUGCGGCCUGUCACAUGGACCUGCAGUCCGCCAUGCAGGAGACUCAAUGUGCCCUCAACCUGGUCCUCAACAACAAAUUCUCAGAAGCUCUGGACCUCCUUAAACCUUGGUGGCGGGACAGCAUGUACCACGCGUUGGGGUACAGCAGCAUCUUGGUGAUGCAGGCUGCCAUGACCUUUGAGCACAGAGACAUCCAGAUUGCCAUGGCAACCAUCAACGAGGCAUUACACACCUGUCAGAGGUUCCGCAAGAAAACCUCCAUGGUGGACUCUCUAUCCAGUCUGAUCAGCAAGCAGUCCCACCUACAGGAAGAGGAGAUGCACGCUGAACUCUGCUACGCCGAGUGCUUGCUGCAGAAAGCCACACUGACGUUUGUGCAGGACGAGAACAUGAUCAGUUUCAUCAAAGGAGGCAUCAAGAUAAGAACCAGCUAUCAAAUUUACAAGGACUGUCUUAAUGUGCUGAACGUCACUCAGGACUUGAGCAGCCAACCAGAUUCACUCAAGCAGUUUGAGGGCGGAGUCAAGCUGGGCAUUGGCUCCUUUAACCUGAUGCUGUCACUCCUGCCGCAGAGGAUCCUGAGGUUACUGGAGUUUAUGGGCUUCUCUGGAAACAGGGACUUUGGAUUGUCCCAACUGAGAGACGGAACGUCCAUCGGCAGUUUGCGCUCCAUUCUGUGUACACUCACCCUGCUCUUCUACCACACCUACGUCUGCCUGGUGCUGGGAAGUGGCGAGGGGAACCUGGUGGAGGCAGAGGCUCUGCUGGAGCCUUACCUACACAAAUAUCCUAAAGGCUCCAUCAUCCAGUUCUACUCGGCUCGGCUGGCCGCGCUGCGAGGGCACCUGGAAAAGGCAUGUGUGGGCUACAGGGAGUGCGUGAGCAGCCAGCAGGAGUGGAAGCAGAUCCACCACCUGUGCUACUGGGAGCUCAUGUGGACACACUCUUACCAGCAGGAGUGGCUUCAGGCGUAUCGCUACGCAGACAUGCUGUGUCGUGAGAGCCGCUGGUCCAAGGCCAUCUACGUGUACCAGAAGGCUGCCAUCCUCAGUAUGAUGUCAGCGGAGGACCUGGAGAAGACUGGCGAGGAUGUGGUGGAGCUUUUCAGGCGGGUGGAGGGGCUCAAGCAGCGCCUGGCAGGGAAAUCCAUCCCUACAGAGAAGUUUGCAGUGAGGAAGUCUCGUCGCUACAAGGCCGCCACACCUGUUCCGCUGGUGCUUCCUGCGCUGGAGAUGAUGUACGUUUGGAACGGCUUCGCCAUCGUGGGAAGGAGAGCAGACUACACAGAGGCGCUGCUGGUUACCAUCGAGAUGGCGGAGGAUCAGCUUGGCCGUGACUCCCAGGUGUCAGAGUUCCACGUGGAUGACAGCUGUCUGGUCCAAAUGCUGAAGGGUCUUUGUCUCAAACAUCUGGACCGACCCCUGCAGGCCGAGCUCUGCUUCACGCAUGUCCUGUCCAGUGAGAGUCGCAUCCGGUACGAUCACUACCUGGUUCCUUUCACACUGUACGAGCUGGGUUUGCUCUACCAGCAACAGGGUGAUGCGACCAAGGCCACCGUCUUUAUGGAAAACGCCAAGAGCAAGUACAAGGACUAUUCCAUGGAGUCCAGGCUGCACUUCAGGAUCCACGCUGCCCUCCACAACCUCAAAGGCUCGCCCGCUGCUGCCACCACCCCAUAAUAGUCACCGCCCACAGUCGCCAAG
Dunckerocampus dactyliophorus (ringed pipefish) is the source of this 1988-nucleotide messenger RNA. Its product is annotated as tetratricopeptide repeat protein 39B. The transcript has 19 exons. NCBI's taxonomy places the organism in Eukaryota, Metazoa, Chordata, Actinopteri, Syngnathiformes, Syngnathidae. Gene Ontology annotation, molecular function: protein binding. The record is from RefSeq and is a predicted model, not a curated record. Bases 186 to 1964 code for a protein of 592 amino acids.